Molecule: messenger RNA, 5684 nt
Organism: Asterias rubens (European starfish)
Lineage: Eukaryota; Metazoa; Echinodermata; Asteroidea; Forcipulatida; Asteriidae
Exons: 6
Coding region: 1-4554 (1517 amino acids)
Cellular component (GO): nucleus
Source: RefSeq, a predicted model, not a curated record
AUGAGGCAUUUAGCCGUGUCCGAAACGGUGACUCAGAUCCGGCUGGCAAACGCACCGAUCUCUAGCCGUAGGUUUGGCCGAAGUCGCCGUUUCGGUAGUGGCUACGCCAAUAAAGUCCUAUUCUCCAACGUUUUUGCAGCCCGAAUAGCCAUACCGAAGCCGCUGCUACAUUCGGACACUGACGACUUUAGAUGUCGCAGUAGUUCACGUACGUGCAAAAAGCAAAGCAACAGGCCGCCUGUACUGUGUGGAGGAUGGUGCGACAGGUUUAGGCGGCUAGUUCAACUAAAACAUUCAGUCUACUUAAUUGAAGCAGGUCACAAGACAAGUUGGGAGUUAUUCAGCAUGGCCAGCACUAAGAAACGGAAGCGACUCCUGUACAUGGAAAGCUCAUCAGAUUCAGAUCAUCAGGAUGAAGUCAAAACGUCUCCCAAGAAAGCCUUGAAGAUGGCUGCGCAGUCACCACAUAGUGAGAAGAAGAAGACUGGGAGGAAUGGAAGACCAACUAAAAAGAGACUCAAACGACCGGUUGAUGAUUCCGAGGAUGAUUCCCAGGGAUCAGAGAUGGAGAAAAACAGAAGUAGUGAUGAUGAGAUCGAUGAAGACAGUGAUGCUGCAGAAGAGGCAACGUCAGAUCAGGUGUCGCUGAAGAAAAAACGGUCAUCGGCAAAACACAUCAGUGGGGGAGGCUUAUCAAAGAAGAAACUGAAGCAGCGGGAGACAAGCGAUGUGGAGGAGCAAGAAGACAAAGGUGAGAGUGAAGAAGAAAGUCUUGAUUCGGACAGUGAUUAUGAGCCGCUUAAGAAAAAACCUGCUCAAGCAAGGCACAUUAAAAGCAAUCGAAGAUCCCCCCAAAAGAGGCGCAACCAAAAGGAGAUGGGAAGUAGCGAGGAGUCGGAAGAAAAUGAGAGUGAGGAAGAAAAUCUUGAGCAGGUGGAUCAAUCAGACAGUGAUUAUGAGCCACUGAAGAAAAAACCUGCUCAGAAGAGGCGCAACAAAAAGGUGAUGGGACGAAGUGAGGAUGAUGAUGAGUUGGUUUCUUGCAAAGAGGACAAUCUUAACAAGGAAGAAUCAGAUAGUGAUGAUGAGCUUCUUAAAUAUGACCCAUUUGUGAAGAACGAAGGUGAAAAAAAGGCCAAGAAGAAACUGGAGAUGGGAAGUGAUGAGGAAGAAAGAGAAGAAGACACUGAGGGUGAAGUAGAUAGUGAUGAUGAGCCUCUUAAAUAUGACCCAUUUGUGAAGAACGAAGGUGAAAAAAAGGCCAAGAAGAAACUGGAGAUGGGAAGUGAUGAGGAAGAAAGAGAAGAAGACACUGAGGGUGAAGUAGAUAGUGAUGAUGAGCCUCUUAAAAAAGAGCCAUCUGUGCACAAAAAGGACAGUGGAAAAUCACAAAAGAAAAUUGCUAAGAAAGAACUAGAGAUUACUAGUGAUGAGGAGGAAAAUGAAGAAGACGCUGAGGGCAUAGAAGAUAGUGACGACGAGCCUCUCAAAAAAGAGCCAAAUGAGAACAAAAAAGACAGUGGAAAAUCACAAAAGAAAAUGGCCAAGAAAGAACUUGAGAUGGUUAGUGAUCAGGAGGAAAAUGAAGAAGACACUGAUGAAGAAGAUGUUGGUGAAGAUAGUGAUGACGAACCUCUAAACAAAAAUCUCUCAGGAGUUUUCAACAAAGUUGACAAUAAAACCAAGAACUCUAAGAAAGUCUCACAGAUGGUCAGCAGUGCUGAUGAGGAAAAUAAAGAAGAAGAUACUGACUUGGAAGAGGCGGAUUCAGAUAGUGAUAAUGAGCCUCUCAACAACAAAGGCAGAGGAAAACCACAGAAGAACAAGUCCAAGGAAGAACUGGAGAUGGGAAGUGAUGAAGAGGAAAAUAAAGAAGAUAAUGGUGAAGAGGAGGUUGAAUCAGAUGUAAGUGAUUAUAUGCCUCUCAAAAAACCUCUCUCAGGAGGCGUUGACAAAGUUGAUAAUAAAACCAAGAGUUCUAAGAAAGUCUUACAGAUGGGGAGUGAUGAGGAGCAGGAAGAUAAAGAAGAUAGUGAUUCAGAAGAGGAGUAUUCAGAUAGUGAUGAUGAGCCUCACAACAACAGAAGAAAACUCCAGAAGAAAAAGGCCAAGAAAGAACUAGAGAUGGCAGUCUUACAGAUGGGGAGUGAUGAGGAGCAGGAAGAUAAAGAAGAUAGUGAUACAGAAGAGGAGGAAUCAGAUAGUGAUGAUGAGCCUCUCAACAACAGGGGGAAACUGCAUAAGAAAAAGGCCAAGGAAGAACUUCAGAACAAAGGCAGAGGGAAGCUCCAAAAGAAAAAGGCCAAGAAAGAACUAGAGAUGGCUAGUGAUGAAGAGGAAGACGUGGAAGAGAAAGAAUCUGAUUCUGAUAAUGAGCCUUUCAAGAAAGAUCUCUCAUCCCCCGCACGCACGAAGAGCAAAGGAAGUCCUAAAAAGAGAUCAAAGAAGCAAGAGUCAGAUGCUUCGGAUAAAGAUGGUCCAUCAAGACCACACAGCAAGAGUAAAGGAAAACAGAAGAAGAGAGCGAAGAAACAAAAACUUGAUGACUCAAAUGAUGAUAAUAGCGACGAGGUAGACUCUCCAAGUAUUGAGAGCGAAAGAGACAUGAUUGCAAAGUUGUCAAAAAUGAAAAGGACACCUAGGACUGGUAAGAAUAAGUCCAACAAACGAGAGAGAAAUAUUUCUGCGGUGGUCGCAGCCGCAAGUCUAAUCAAUUCAAGCAGUGAGGAAGAUUCCCCCGACUCUGAUGAACCUCUUUCAAAAACCCGAGCGAAGUUACCACUUAACAAAAAACGUUCUAAAGCAGGCUCUCAGUCGGAUGAUGGCAGUGAUGAUGAGUGGAUUAUGCCGUCAAAAUCGAAAUCAUUGGGCCAAAGGCAGACUCGUGAAAGAUCACGAGAGAAAAGAUCCGGUAAAAAGAGUUUGUCAAGAUCUAGGAGGGGUCAAGAUUCAGUUGAGAGCAGUUCCGAGGAUACCGAUGUAGGUCAUAAAGUCGUCAAACAACGAGCCAGUAAGAAGAAGGCGGCAUCCAAGACAGAAAAACAGAAGGGAUCAAAGAUGGGUAGUGACAGUGACAGUGAAUCUGAUUCGGACUCUGCAUUCCAAGGCCGUCUCUCUUCCAGCACAAAGUCUCAAAAGAACAUUGCUUUGUCUAAAAAGAAAUCAUCAGCAUCAAGAGUGAGUUAUGAAUCCGACUCUGAUGAGUCAGAAAGUCCAGCUCGUAAAUCAAAAUCAUCAAAAACCUCUGCAAGAGAUUCUGAAAGUGACAGCGAUGACCAAGUCCUUGCCUCAAAAUCUAACAACAGCUCACAUGCGAAUCUCAAGUAUAGGAAGGGCAAGAAAGCCGAGGGGAAAAAUAACAACAAAAAACACUCGAUAAGGGUCAAGUCCAUGGACAGUAACUCAAGCUCUGAUGAGAAUGACCUGUCCUCAAAGAAAAUGUCAUCGCAAAGCAAUCUCCAGAAGUCUGGUCGCAAAAAAAGAAAAAUUUAUGAGACUCUCCAUAGUUCGUCAGAUAGUGAUGAGGAAAAUCUUUUCUCUAAGAGAAGGCGCAGUGGUGAAUAUGCUAAGAAAAAAUCAUCACAAAAAGAAUCCCAGAAAUCCCUACAUGAAAAGAGAACAAUUAAGAAGGCUUUUUCGUCAUCGGAAGAUGAAAGUGAAGCGGAAGUAGAAGUUGAAAAAAGAACCGAUCGGAAGUCGAGUCAAAAGAAGUCAAAGAAAACAGUGAAAAGUAAUAGCGAUAUGAAAAAUAAUGACAAUAGCACCGACGAUGACAAAAGCUGUUCAGAGCAGGAUAAGAGUUUUAGAGGAAGGGCUAGGAAAAAACUCAUGAAGUACACAUCUCCACAAAGCAGGUCUGUCCUAAAGCAGAAAUCCAAACCUAAUGGAGGUGACACCAAGAGGGGAACUGACGAUUGUGAUGAUUCGGAUUCUAGCUCGGUGGGCGGUAACUUAUCUAUUAGCAGCCUCUCGUCAGAUGAGGAGUUGCAUCAGUCAAAGAUGAAGAAGAAAGGAAGAAAAGAAAACGGCUCCAGGAGUUCUGGGAAGGACUCUAAGAAGAAAAAGAGAAGGACAAGUAGUUCAAGGAAGGAUGACUCUGCCAGUGAGGAUUCUUCCCAGGGCAGCGCCAACACAAAGUCAUCUCAGAAGUACAGCAAGAGGAUUGAGCAGUACAAAAAGUUUGUUCGCUUGUGCGGUCUUCGUUUGAACUACGUGAAGCUCUUCGCUAACGUCGCUAAGGAAGCGAAGAAGAUUAAACUGUUACUGAACACUAUGCGGGAAGCUGGACUAGAAGGCAGGGUGUCCAUAUCAAACUGUCGUCAGUUGAAAGAGAGGAGAGAUGAGCUGGCAGAGCUUGCGGCACUUAACCGAGACAACAUCAUCCAGGAAAGCUCACGCACCGGGCGUUCGAGACGAAGGAAUGUGCACAGUAAAUAUCUUCAAACUACAUCAGGGAAGAAGCAGUGUAGCCCUAGCCCUGUUCGGUCCAGGCCUGCCGUUGACCACUUUGCUAACCUUCGAGGCAUCAUCAGUGAUGACUCGGACAGUGACUGAAAGGCUCUGAAGGUAUGCACAGGAAGUAGUGGACAAAUGUUUUUGCUGCAGCGAAGUUAAUACUGAAAUACUGGAGCCAAAUUCCAUGAAAAUUGAUCAGCCGAUAAGCCCAUUAGAACCAUUCUUUGCUUACAGGGGAAGUGCCGAUUUGCUACGCUAGCUGUGCAAAACAAAGAAUGCCUAGUAACGUGGGGUACCCACAUUCAUGAGCAAACAUUUCUGUUCACCCAGGAAUCUCCUUGACGUAAGCGCUGAAUUGACUGCUUCCUUAAGCACCGCUUCUUUGCUUACACUGUAUAAACUGACCUAGUAAAUUGGAUGCCAUUAGACAGUCUUGUACAGUUAGCGACUGAGUAUUCCUCCUAAGUUGUGUGUUAUAUGAAACGAAUUAGUAAAUGUUUGCAUUUGUGCAGUGGAGCGAAUAUUUUCAUUUGUUGAAAGGUGAAAAGUUUCGUUUCUCCAAGUUGGAAAAGGGAACGUUCCGUUCAACUCAAAGAAAUGAAACUUCAUCUUUCAACUUUUUAAAAUAUUCUCACCAAUGCUUAAGUUGAACUAACUGUACAUCUGCGGUUUGGGAUCAGUAAUAUAGCCACAGAAGCCUGCCCAGGAAAACAGACAAAAUACACUGUGCUGCCCAGCACAGUUUUCCCCCAGAUUGCACUUCAGCAAUGAUGGCGCCAUAUCUAAACAUGAAUUAUUUUGUUGGUGGACUAAAUUGGAUUGAGAGCCCACCACUCAAAUUGGUCUAGCUGCAACACUGCCUUGGGGUUUACCCAAACCCUGUCUUUGAAUAUUCCAUUUUUCAACUCAUAAAAACAUUCUCACCAAUGUAGGCCUAUACCAAUGCUCUCAUAAACCUUCAUUAUUUGUUUAACAAUACAUCUCAAAUCUCAAAUAUUAUAUGUUCUUUUUGUGUGCAGUGGAGUACGAGUAACAUCAUGUUUUCAUACAAAUAUUGCAGCCAGACGCUUAACAAAACGGAUUGGCCUUGGCCUUGCUAAAAAUAUAUCUGUUAUUCAAACUUCCAAUUUUCAUUCUGAUACCGACUUUUAAAGGCACCAACACGUUUGGUAAUUGUCAGAUCACAGUCUCACUUGGUGUAUCCCAUCAUACACAUGUAAGCUGAAAAU